Molecule: messenger RNA, 1375 nt
Organism: Electrophorus electricus (electric eel)
Lineage: Eukaryota; Metazoa; Chordata; Actinopteri; Gymnotiformes; Gymnotidae
Source: RefSeq, a predicted model, not a curated record
AGACAUUUUUAUUUGUUGCCUGACAAUCAUAUUGCAAAACUGGUAUUUUAUAUGUCGACUGUCCAUAAAUGGAAAACGAAUACAUUCCUGACACAAGAGUUUGAAAGAGGAAGUAACAGUUUAACAAUGAUGGUAGUGCAACGGAUCCUCGUUCUCUCUGUUUUUGUCUCAUUUGCAGUGUCCCAUGAGGAGUUAAGGCUUAUUGGCACUUCAGUUCAAAUGGAUGCACAGGACCAUGAAUCUACAUUUGAGGAGUUCAUUUGGAGAUUUAACAAAACAAUAAAUCUGAUAAAAUAUUAUAAUGAGACAAAAAAAAUGAGAGUAAACCCCUCUUAUGAAGGGAGAGUAGAGUUCAAUAUUGAAACCUACAGUCUGACACUGAAGAACUUGCAGAAGAAGGACAGUGGACUGUAUGAAGCACAAGUAUCUCAUUUCAACGACAAGAUAGUUGCUAUGUACUCUCUCUCCGUGUUGGACCCAGUGGAGACUCCUGGCCUUACUUAUGUUCUAGACAAGCAAAUUGGUGAUCCCUGUAAUAUAAGUCUCACCUGUAAAGGUCAUGGCCUCUCAGUCAUCUCUAGCUGUUUUAAUAAAACCUGUGAGAAGAAUAAAAAUAUAACACGUGAAGGCAUCACCCUUUACCUGUCUGUCAUAAACAGCAGCUCAGUCAUCUGCAACAUUAGCAACCCAGUCAGCUGGAACAUGAGUGCCAUCGAGAUGAAAGACCUUAAACAAGUCUGUCAUCGCAAAGGUGCAGUAGAAAAAGAAGAUCAAGCCAUCCCUGGAUUAUAUUACCCAUUGUUGCUCAUAGCUGUCAUACUUGUGGUGGUUGUUGUCAUUGGGGUCCUGAUGAAAAAGAAACCAUGCAAGACAAAUUCAACAGGUUCCUCACAGGGUGACACCGUCUAUGCUGAAGUUGAGAAUGGGAAUGGAAAACCUGCUGCGAUGUUAGAUAAACUUGGACAACCUUCUACCGUGUACAGUGUGGUAGGGAAGCCAGCACAGUCUUCAGGAAGUGAAGAAUCUAAUGGGACCACGCCAAAUACCUUAUACCAGGAGCUAGAAACUCAAGUCAGCUUAGUUGAGACCAGCACUCAUGACACCAGUGGGGUUUUAAACAUGAAACAAGUCACAAUGGAAAGACCUCACACCCUCCCUGAAACUGUUUAUGCCACAGUGUGUAAGGCCAAUAAAUAGUUAUACUACUGAUCAUUUGGACAGAAACAAUGGAAUCAUUUCUGAAUAUAAAUUUCAUUCCCAUUCUUUUUUUACAAAAGUUUUUGCAAUUGAUUUCUUGUUUGUGUUGUAUUGUUUGUAUCAGUUAAGAUGUAAUUUUCUUUUACAUGUAAAAUAAAUAUAUAAUUCUUCUCUUAUU